AUGGAGGAUUCUACUUCCAUCAACCAGGCAGCCCACACAUUCACUGCGCGUCGAACAGAGAUGUACCGCAGCACCGACACGUGCGCUCCAACGCCCCUACUGCAACAGCUAUCCCUACGCCUCCUCGCCCUGCCCCAACUCUCAAAACUAGAACUCGCUAUCAUCAAAACCAAACGCCAACAAGACACCUUCUCCUCCCUCUUCCACCACCACUCCCUCACCCUCCCCAACAUUCUCACCCUCACCCUCGGCCCGGGCCUGCAAUGGCUCAUCCCCCACUGCCCCAACGUCCGCACCAUAACCUCCGACCCCUACUCCCGCCACUCCUCCCUCCCCGGCGCCCCGAGCGGCAGCAACUGGCACCUCGACCUCGUCCACGCCGCCGGCUCCGCGAAACACCUGCACCAUCUCGAAGUCGACGAUCGCAUGUCCGCUCCCCUCCUGCUGCGCCACAUCACCACGUCCGUCCCGCACAUCGGGAGCGUCGGCACCUUUUCCGGCCGUUGGGAGAAUGGAAUCGAUCGUCUCUUCCCACUGCUGAAGCAAUUGCGGGAGCUGCGGACGCUGGCGUUGGCGGACGUCGCGGAUCUGCACGUCGGUUACGAGCCGCCGAGAUGCGGGAACGUGUUCCUCGGGCCGGGUGGGGAUGAGUAUCGGCAGCAGUUGGAAGAGGAGAAGGGCAGGGCUGUUCGAUACGUGGGGCGCAAGGUGUUUGAGCGGUUGGAGGGGUUGGAGGAGUGCUGGGUGGGGAACUGGGACCGCGCGGUCGUUAGAAGGGGGAAGGAAGGGAGCGUGAUGGACGUUGCGUGGGAGAGGGGGUGGAGGUUUGGGGUUGUCCACAAGAGCAGGUUUGGAGGGUGA
Saxophila tyrrhenica is the source of this 861-nucleotide messenger RNA. RefSeq lists its product as uncharacterized. NCBI's taxonomy places the organism in Eukaryota, Fungi, Ascomycota, Dothideomycetes, Mycosphaerellales, Extremaceae. Bases 1 to 861 code for a protein of 286 amino acids. The record is from RefSeq and is a predicted model, not a curated record. The transcript has a single exon.